Cololabis saira (Pacific saury) is the source of this 1317-nucleotide messenger RNA. Its product is annotated as P2X purinoceptor 5-like. Bases 1 to 1209 code for a protein of 402 amino acids. Gene Ontology annotation, biological process: monoatomic cation transmembrane transport; response to ATP. The record is from RefSeq and is a predicted model, not a curated record. Gene Ontology annotation, molecular function: extracellularly ATP-gated monoatomic cation channel activity; purinergic nucleotide receptor activity. Gene Ontology annotation, cellular component: nuclear inner membrane; plasma membrane. The transcript has 12 exons. NCBI's taxonomy places the organism in Eukaryota, Metazoa, Chordata, Actinopteri, Beloniformes, Belonidae.
AUGGCUGAGAGUAACUGCAAAGGACACUUCUCAUCCUUUUUCAACUACAGUACAGACAAAUUUGUGGUUACAGGAAACAAGAAAGUUGGAUGUUUAUACAGACUCAUGCAGUUGUUUAUCGUUGGAUACAUAAUAGUGUGGGUGUUCUUAUACAAGAAAGACUACCAGGAAAAUGACGUGGCCAUCCAGAGUUCGGUCAUAACUAAACUGAAGGGAGUCUCUUUGACUAACUCCACUGAAUCUGGUCCGUUCGUCUGGGGCCCGGAGGACUACGUCAUCCCAUCACAGGGAGAAGUUGUUUUGUUUAUUGUUACCAGUUUUUCCGAGACACCCAACCAGACGCUGGGAUUCUGUCCCGAGAGUGCCCAUGUGAAACCGGGCCACUGCCAAAGUGACAAGAACUGCACGAAAGGACUUACGGUGGAGGCGGGUCAUGGGGUAAUGACUGGACGCUGUAUAAGAAAGAAUGAAAACGCCAGUGGUACCUGUGAAAUCUAUGGCUGGUGUCCCACUGAACGACAGUUCAGGCCACGGAAGCCAAUGCUGACAAAUGCUGAAAACUUCACAAUCUACAUAAAGAAUUUCAUCCAUUUUCCAACAUUUGAAUAUUCAAAGUCCAAUGUCCUUGAAACAACUGAUAAGUCAUAUUUGAAGAAAUGCCGAUACAAUGAGAAAAAUGACCACUACUGUCCCAUCUUUUACCUGGGAGACAUCGUCAAGCGAGCUGGACACAACUUUCAGGACAUGGCCACAUUGGGUGGCUCAAUUGGCAUAGGAAUACAAUGGGAAUGUGAUCUUGACAGAAAAGUAUGUGACCCUCAAUACCACUUUACCCGUUUGGACAAAUGUGUAAACAAUGGAUCCGUAGCAACGGGACUGAACUCCAGAUACGUUCGAUAUUUUGAAAGUGCUUCUGGUGUACGAUAUCGAACACUGUAUAAAGUCUAUGGAAUCAAAUUCAUCAUAACAGUGUAUGGAAAGGCUGGAAAAUUCAACAUCAUCCCGACAGUGAAGAACGUCGGUGCAGGAGUGGCACUGAUUGGUUUUGGACACUUUAUAUGUGACUUGUUCCUUCUCCGUGUGACCAAAGACAAGAGGCGUUACAACCACAUGAAGUACGAGGACUGCAGCAAGAAAGCAACGUCUGAAGAAAAUGGCCACUUGAAUAUCAGGGAGAGAGAAAUAACCAUGUUAGAAGUUUUAGUUUGACCCCAAUCAGUUUUUAACGAGCCAUUGUCACAUUUAUUCUUUUUUAUUUUGUCUGCACACAUAUUAAUGGUUGAUACCAUGCCGGUAAAAACCAGAGCUGAGAUGCUA